This is a messenger RNA of Spirometra erinaceieuropaei, 7856 nucleotides long. Lineage: Eukaryota; Metazoa; Platyhelminthes; Cestoda; Diphyllobothriidea; Diphyllobothriidae. The record is from the annotation of a GenBank genome assembly.
AUGUUCCACGGGACAAUCUACGAACAGGUGAAGGGCACACUAAUGGGUUCGCCGAUUUCGGGAUUCAUCGCCGAGGCGGUCCUGCAACGGUUAGAGUCGCUGGUCUUCCAACUCCACAAACCAAAGUUCUGGGCCCGGUAUGUGGAUGAUACCUUCGUCAUUAUCGAACGGGAUCAACUGCUGACAUUCAAGGAACGUCUGAAGGCGGUCUUCCCGGAUAUACAAUGUACGAUGGAGGAGGAAGAGAACAACCAGCUGGCCUUCCUGGAUGUCCUCGGAUGUCGCAAGGAUUGUGGUGAACUAAAGACCAAAGUGUUCAGGAAAGCGACAAAUACGAUGCAGGUACUGAACUUCAACAGCAACCACCCAAUCAGUCACAAACUCAGUUGUGUAAGGACGCUCUAUCGGCGUGUCGAAACGCACUGCAGUGAGCCGGAAGGCAAGAUUGCCGAACUACAAUACCUCCGACAGGUCUUCAAAGCCAAUGGCCACCCACGCAACUUUGUCAACCGGUGCAUACGCAAAAUGGACGAAAUGCUUAACCGCACGGACACCAAAGUUUGGCGAGCACUUCCAUAUGUCAAGAACGUUUCGGAAGCUGUUGGCCGCCUUCUCGCACCACUUGGGGUUGGAGUUGCACACAGGCCGGAGGCAACCAUCAGGCGUCAGUUGAUGAAACCAAAAGACCCACUGCCACGGCAAGAAACGUCUGGAGUCGUUUAACGGAUCUGGCGCAGUUGCGGACAAAGCAACUUCGUCGGAGAAACCGGAAGACAGCUCCGAACGCGAAUGGCCGAACACGCUGCAGCGGUGCGGCGAAAUGACGCCAGCUCUCAUGUUGCAGCUCAUUCGACGGGUUCCGGCCACACAUUCAAAUUUGACGAGGCCGAAAUUCUCGCAAGAGUUGACAACCGCGUGAGCCGGGAGCUGCUUGAGUCAUGGUUUACUGGCCCCUAGUCUAUUAACAAGUGCAAUGAUCUUCCCAUUCAAUACAGCGUGCUGAGACUUCGUCUAGGCGGAGUAAUUGGCCAUGCUGGGAGCGCACUGGUGAACACUCUUCCCAAAACCCGGGUCAGCGCGUCAGAUGGUCGAGCAAUCAUCACACCAACAUCCAACGCACGUGAUGAAAUUGCAGCAAUUAACGACGCGAAUGUCGGCCAUCACGCCACGUGCAACGAUCCCUGAUGAAGGGGAGGGAGCCGUGAAUAUUCAUAGGUAUGCGGUAGCAUGGCUACUACAUCCUAUAAAUACUGCAGCCGCAUGUGCAUGAACCAUCCUUAUCUGCUCAUGUCUCUGAUUAUGGAUUCGAGCAGGAAUCCGAAACGUCAGGCUAAUAAAGCUCUUGUCCCGGCGAUCGUGUCUUCUUCUUCAAGACUGCUUCCUGGGACUCGUCUCUUCGCUUCUAUUGGCAAUAGUUCAAACGAGCCCAUAAUGGUAGGACAAAAUGGGAACUAGUAACAGGGGAUGCGCUCGACUUCUCAUCGCUCUUGGUCAUUUCGAACCAAAGCUGACGCAUUCUGAAAUUACCACGAUGCGUCAAACGUCGCGGCUCGGAAGGACACCAGCUGACUGGACAACUCAGUCCUCGUGGUCAGUGCCGUAUGUGUAUGUGGGGCGGCUGGCUCGAGGGACCAGAGUGUGACUCAAUGGCCCCUUCUUACUAUGCGUUUUAUGGGAUUCGCACGAGUCUGAGACCACUUUUGUGAAAUCCAGGUACAUUUUUCGGAGACCAUGUCGCACGUGGCACGCCCAGAAGCGUUGUUUAGCAUUGUCAUUCGCUAUACCCGAGCCCAUCUUCGGUCGUCUUGUUACUUUCAUGUCAUCGUAGCAAGGCAAAUUAAGGAGGAGAGUGUGGUAGGUGUUGUACAAGCCCGCCCCACUAUAAACGAAUUCACGCGCAAGUUGCCGACGCUGCGCCCAUCCCGUGGGGCACAAGGUGGACGUCGUCUCUUGACUGUCGGCCUCACACACGUCUGAGCUUGCCAUUUGGCCUGGUCCCUUUACGUAGACGAAGCACUAUUUAAAAAAAGAGUUUGCAAUGAAGAGGCCAUGAAUGUUGCAUUAGGAAGGAAGCAUUUUGAGGGUCGAGGUGUACCAUCAAGUGGCAGCUUUCCAAGCUACAAACUUAGGCGUAUCAUGGUGGUAUCAAAGAGCAUCAUAUGUAUUGUAAUCAGGAAACGACGGAAUGCAUCCGCGUGAAGGAAGUUGUUACAACAUUGACCUAACUCCACCGUGUACGAACAACAUACCCGAUUCAAGGUGGCUGGAGAUGGUAAGAGCGGGAAUAGUGACGGACGUCAUUUAGAACUCCAUUUGACGUCUGCUCCGGUUUAGCACUGAACCAAAGGCACGGUCCGUUUGGGAGACUGAUUUCAUCCUCAUCGUGGAGGUUAAUUUCCGCUGGCAUUCGUCUGCUGCACUCCCUGCCCUGCGCGAUCGGUAGGGCAACAAUUUUACUCACCUGGCGUAUCAGAUUCACACUCGAACCCGUCAGUAGGGGGCAGCAACAGAUAAGAGUGCCGGGGUAAAGUUGCCCGGUGGCUAUGUCAUACCAUCGUAAUUAUCAGCACCCAAUAUUCAGAACAAAUGGCCGCACUUAGUUCGAUGAUGGCACGCUUGUUCGGAUCCGAGCCGUUAGCUGCCGCAAUUUCCUAAUCGGUUCUGGUUAUUUUAUUGGUAGUUAGCUGUGCUAUGUCUAGGAUGUGCCUUCACAUAUGAGGCAGUUCACUCCCAAAAUGCUUCUAGAUCAGAAUUCGGACGCCGUAAAGCAUCAGGAAGUGAUCACUGGACUUCGUUGGUAUCCGUCCUCAUAUGUUAAACAUAGUUACCUCCUGUCCGAUCUAACGAUUCUCCGCGUCCGUUAAAUGCUUUAAACUAGACCUGGCACACAUUUAUUCGUUGUUAUUACCAUCAAUUAGCAGACACUUCCCUCCGAAUAAUCAUGCAUGUUCCAUGAUAACUUUUAAAUCACCAGCAAUAAGGAGAAACUCCUCCUAUCACACUCCGUUGACUAGGUUUCGGAAGUGUUGCCAUACGCGUCCUCUAUUUCAGGUUUUUAAUCGUUUCAGAAAUGAAUGCGCUAACUUGGAGUAAAUUAUUCGGAACGAUGAUUUGUAAGCUCAGUCCGGAAGUUGAUAUGAAUGUCUAGGCCGACACCUAUCAGCUUCCGAGGGAUAACCGAGUAAUAUCUACAAACUGUCAACGGACAGCCAGUCAUAUACACAUGAUGAGUGAUUGGUGAUACUGAUAGCACAGACACUAGCUAGAAGCCCAGACAUGCGUGUUUCGCCGAUCUUGUGACGCUGCCAGACGCAACUGCCAGGGGUUCGGUCCACCAGUGGGCCCCGCAGCGUUCCCGUGUGCCUUCUGGUGGACAAUCUAGAUCUGAAAUUUCGGACUCUUCAUCUCCUCGGAAAUUAAUGCAGUAACUUGGAGACAAUCUUUCUUGAUUCACAUUCAAGAUUCCUUAGGAUCUUUGCAACAUUCUAUAAAAAUGCAUGCGUUUGGCCUUUGCCGUACACCGGGGACUGAAAAAUAAUCUCAAGUCUAACAGCACGUUUUCAGUGAUAAAUCUGUUUUUGCAAACGACGAAAGCCACCAGUGUUCGGCGAGCUGAACACAGCAAUGACUCGCUCGUGAAUAGUUUAUGGUGAAACAGACUUGUACUCCACUAACCUCAUUUUACUCACCCUAGGCCGUACACUACCAAAAUACUGGAGAUGGGCGUGAAUGCGGUGGCAGGCAAAGAAAGCCAGUCGAUCCGAAACUUGGCACAUGCCAGAUUUUGAGGAGGGGGUCCCACCACUCACAGAAGUGAGACGUGCUAUUAAGAUGAGGCUAAGAAGAAAUAAAUGUGGCCUGACCGUCGUCACAAAGAAGCGCCUUGUCAUGCUGUCAGAUGGUUACAUUUAAAGACACGGGCUUUAGCGCAUCGUGAUGACUUUAAAGCUUGCUUUACAACUUAGUGAAGGAAUAAAUGCCUGACUAAAGUAGAUCUGACCUCAAUCCACCGUCCCUUACCCCCUUUCCAGUGGUCCAUGGGGCUCUAGCUGACUGGGAAGGAACUUGCGCCUAGUGACUGGUGUGAAGCAGUUGGAAUACGCGCGCUAUACAUUGACGUAUGAGGUAUCAUAGGGACCAUCAUAACGAGACACUGUAGUCUGGACCCACUUCAAAAGGGUACCUAGGUCUCACUUCAGAUGCCCACUUUCCCCGUCACGGAAUGUUGUCCGUUACGGUAGGUCCUAAAACGUUGCAUUUAUUAGGGUAGGGGACGGACUGAUUCGGCAUGAGGGAGGUUACUACUAAUUCAUUCUUCUACUUUACACCAAUUAACCAACUAAGACCCUGGUUUUCCAGUAACGCUGUGGAAGAUGUAUAAACGUCUUACCAAAAUGAUUUGUGACUGGGAUGGGGAGACGGAUUGAGUGCAAGUUGGCAAUGAGUGUUAAUUGAUUGCAGCUGAGGGCCGUGGCCUGGAGGUGUUCCCCCCCCCCCCACCCUGGGCAGAAAGGCACACGAAAGAGAGGGAAUGAAGGGUGGAAUGUAGUGUUAGAAAGAGAUGUGGGAGGGGUGUCGACGGUCAGGAUUUUGCUGACGGAUUAUCAUACAUCGGAACAUCGGUUGGCAGGACUGGCAACGGGCCGGAUCUGAUGGUGUGAGACAAAAACCAACGACUCAGGCCAGCGUCGAAAGUGCAGACCGGGCAGGCAGGCGUAAGGAGUUGACAGUCCUGGAUUGCAGCAUUCUAGUAUUAACUUUUCAGCAAACAACCUUGGUCUCAGCUGUUUGGUUGGUGCCGAAUGUGGCUGUUCCAGCAUUUACGGCAGUACCCCAAGAUUGCCGGUCUUGAGCAGGGAUUUUACAGGUCUUCGGCAGACAUCCCGGUGCCUCAAACAGUUUUUAAUGUCCUCGUGUCGUCAGUCUCACCCAGCAUGUCCCCCCGGUACAGAAGCCUCCCACAGAGUUGUCUUUCAAACGGACACUAGUCAGCUCUCCUCACGACGUAGUCACAAUAUUGCAGUUAGAAUUAUUUCAACAUGACACUGAUGCUCAGCAUAUCAGUUGGAUCCAUAAUACGGACGUCCAGGGGCCAUUGGCGCUUAUUUUGCCGAUAAUAUUAUUUAGGGAACGCUUGCGCUACGCUAAUUUUUCUCCCCCGCCUGGCUUUUUAUUAUGCUUAUAUCUCCAGAUCGCAACUUAGUGCUUUGCAGAUGGUAACCCUCCACAUGCUGGCUCUCAUGUCGGGGAGGAUGCGAAUGUGAUAUCAGACUGAAUGCUAUAGUCUGUUAAUUGCCCCGCCAGUAUUAGUGAUUAGGACCGCAGCCCCGUCGUCAAUUUUGAUGGUGCGUGAUAUGGUGCUACCCGAGCAAGCAAAAUGUUCUACCGUUGCCAGGGGAUUAUUAUUAAUAGUAACAGUGAGUUCGUUGUACUCGACACAUAAUGCCGGUUGGUACGUGACAAUCAUUUUUGCCUGUCAACAUUUAGUCCAAAUUUGGAACACUUGGGGCGAAAUAGUUCGUUUGUUAUGCUCAACGCAUAGCUGUGGAUUAAGAUGAGGUCAUGCAACCUGACGCUGAAGUCGCUAUAAAGGCUUGCACACAGCGGGUGUUACACACUUUAUUGUCGGUCCGAUAGUUUAUGCUGAUUUCUGGUCGAUCGGUAGUGGCCUUACUCCGAGUGCCUGUUACAACGCUGGACCUCUCGGGAGUGUCUGUACGUGCGCACCAGGGCUGUCUGGCGUUCGCCCACUCGCCUUUCCAACUGGCCAAUCGGAUUCAAGGCCGAAUCAGACAUACCCGUGGCUGAAGACGCGUCGACGCAUUCCCUGACUAACACUUAAGGUGCCACUCCCGGCGUCGGAGACAUUUUCCUCUGGCCUCCAGCUCCUUCCAGUCCCUUCUCCAGUUCUCCUGCAGGGAAUACGCAAUCCUCCUAACUGUCGUCAAUCUUCUGUUUCCAUUCGGGAUCGACCCUGAAGGUCGUGGUAACCAGGGUCUCACCCUCGGCAAACACAAAACCUGCCUGGGGAGACUGAUUGCAGAACCGCUUGGUCUCUCUUAAACGCCAGUAAAGUUGUCCAACCCAAUCCUUCAUCCCUGACUUCUGCUUUGGGAACCUUUGUGUUGUCGACCGGUCCCAACUUGACAAUUCGUGACGCCUUGCAAACGGCAUUCUCCCUUCUUCCCAAUCUACGAUAUAGUCAGGUUUUUGACCAUGGGCAAUUUUCCACCGGAAGUACAGUAUACGUUGACAUUUGCUUCCGCCAUUCUUUCGGCCGCACAACUUACUCAGAUAACCGAACGGCUCAUGACGAUGCACGGUUUUUCCGAGCCAUCGCUUUCCGGUCUCUUAACUUCUUCGAUCUCUUCUGCGUCUCCCCUCUCUCACAUAAAGUCUGAGCUUGCGAAGCUUGCCGAAGAUAUGGCUUCGCUUCAAGAAGGUGCAGCCUACAGGCAUUUCCUGGUCGACACUGGUGCACACCUGAGUGUCAUCCCUUACACAGCAGCCGACCGUCGGUGCCCCCCAACCCUGGUCUCUUCCUUCAGGCCGUCAAAACUUCAGCAAUUACCACUUCCGAGGCCUGCUCACACUUUCUGGACACCGGCCUACGGCGUCUUUUCACUUGGGUCUUCGCCUUUGCUGACAUCCCCCCCCCUGCCAUUCUCCGUACAGACCUCUUUGCCGUAUACGAUCGUCUGGUUUGUUGCCGUCAGUCCCGUCCACACGACAGGCACACCAGCCUCACCGUCCGGGAUAUCCCUUUUUCUGACGCUUCCCGUCACCUCGCGCUCCUGGAUCCUGAACACGAGCAUCCAUUUCGAUGGCUUCCUGCCGAAUGCCCUGGCCUCACCUGUCCUAAUUCCAACGUUUCUAUCCUAUCACACAACGUUUUUCACGACAAACGAACCAUUCACCCUCCCGUGUUUUCUCGGCCUCACCGUCUCGCACCCGCUCGACUGUCUGUUACCAAGGCCGAGUUCGAGCAUACGCUUCAGACAGACGUCAUCUGUCAGUCUGAAAACCCAUGGGCCUCACCGCUCCACAUAGUUCACAAGGUCGCCACUGGUAACUAGCGCCCCUGCGAUGACUACAGGGCCUUGAACAAGGUAACCAUCACGGACAGUCACCAUGUUCCGCAUCUUCGGAAUUUUGUCAAUGCCCUAUUCGGCAAAUCUAUGUUCUCGAAGAUCGACCUGGUCAGUGCCUUCCACCACAUUCCUAUCGUCCCGGAAGACGUUUCAAAGACGGCCGUCAUCACUUCCUUUGGCUUCUUUGACUUCCUGUGCAUGCUGUUUGUAGUCCUCAACGCCUCCCAGACCUUCCAGAGGUUCGCAAACAGAGUGCUUCGCAGACUACCGUUUACGCCUAUAUUGACGACCCUUUAGUAGCCAAUUACACCGACGAAGAAUACAUGGAGCAUCUUGCAACGGUGUUUGAAUGUCUCCAACAAUUUAGCGUUGUUAUCGACCCAUUCAAAUGCGUCUUCGGUGUGUCCUCUCUUGAAUCCCUCGGAUAACUUGUUGACUUCAACAGCAUCUAUCAUCUCCUACCGAAGGUUACGGCCAUACAUUAUUUUUUUAUCUGCCUCUUACAAGCGUCGGCUGCAGCGGUUUCUGGGCAUGGUGAACUUCUAUCGCCGUUUCAUCUAAAACUAUGUCGGCACCAUUCUACCACUUACGAGCCCCCUCUCGGACCCCGAAGGUUCGUUCGUGCUUUCCGCAGACCCUGUUGCUGUUUCUGACAAGGUGAGAGCUGUCCUAGCCGACACCACCCUCUUGGCGAAUUUUGCUCCUGAUGCUCUCAUCUCCCUCAUGAUUGGCGCCCCUGAUGUCACUGUCGGCGCGGUUCUCUAA